Molecule: messenger RNA, 1976 nt
Organism: Microbotryum saponariae
Lineage: Eukaryota; Fungi; Basidiomycota; Microbotryomycetes; Microbotryales; Microbotryaceae
Source: the annotation of a GenBank genome assembly
AUGUCCUCCAAAUUCCUCUUCACCUGUACGUGCGCAUUUCUUGUGGUUUCGGCGCCUUCUUUCGUGAGACUGACUCUGUGUGUUUCGUGUCAUAUAGCCGAAUCCGUCGGAGAAGGUCACCCUGGUAAGUGAAUCGGCUGAGCGUGCUGGGUGUGGGUGGUGUGCGGAGGUCGGUCCAAGCGGGCCCGGUGGAUAGCGGAUAGCGGACAGCCGCCGCGAUGGCGACAUCGGUGCUGCAUGCCCGUUUUCACACGAGGAGCGACGUGCGACCGGCCUGAACAAAAAAUCGUAUCUGGUCCCGCUCCUGCAACGGGGAAUGACUUUGCGACAUGGUUUCACUCCCUUCCGGUGCCACUUGCCCAAUGCAUGGUCUCUGGCUCUGCACGAUCCAGGGUGCGGGUCCACGUGUACCAGCGUCGAGUCGAGGAACGGUUGGGGGAUCGACCACGCGCGCCCGGGUCGGCUGAAUCCAUUUGGCGAAGCCCGUGAGAUGAGCUGUGUCGGUCGGUGGCGCUCCUGUCUACGGGUUCUGUCCCCCGGUACACCCACGUAGUAUUCGAUCCGUAUGUCGACGCCUCCGAUCGCGCCUGCAUCAUCACUGCCGAUUGCAUGUGGCUUCGAGCGAACGUGCGACGCUGACCCCCUCGACCGUUUUGUGACCUUCGCUCGUGCUGUUUCGCACCAUCAGACAAGAUCUGCGACCAGAUCUCGGAUGCCAUCCUUGAUGCCUGCCUCAAGGACGACCCUUGGUCCAAAGUCGCGUGUGAGACCGCUGCCAAGACUGGUUUGGUGAGUGACUUUGACGCGAUCACCACUUCGCAGACCCCGGCAGGAUCCGGUGUGCACGACACUGGGCGGAAAUUGACAUGCGGGCAAUCUUUGUGACCCUCAGAUCAUGGUCUUCGGUGAGAUCACCACCAAGUCCCCUCUCGACUACCAGAAGAUCAUCCGUGACACGAUCAAGAGGAUCGGCUACGACGACUCGGAGAAGGGUUUCGACUACAAGACCUGCAACGUUCUCGUCGCGAUCGAGCAACAAUCACCCGAUAUCGCCCAGGGUCUCGACCACGGCAACCUCGAGAACCAUGGUGCCGGUGACCAGGGUAUCAUGUUCGGCUACGCCACCAACGAGACCGAGGAGAUGAUGCCCUUGACUUUGAUGCUCUCGCACAAGCUGAACAAGAAGAUGGCCGACCUCCGCCGCUCCGGCGAGCUCGGAUGGCUCCGCCCCGACUCCAAGACCCAGGUCACGAUCGAGUACGAGAAGCUCCCCAACGGAGCCGUCAAGCCCCUGCGCGUCGACACCGUCGUCAUCUCGACCCAGCACGCCGAGGAGAUCUCGACUGAGGACUUGCGCAAGGAGUUGAUCGAGAAGGUCGUCAAGGCCGUCAUCGACCCCAAGUUGCUCACUGACAAGACCGUCUACCACAUCCAGCCCUCCGGACGCUUCGUCAUCGGUGGCCCUCAGGGUGAUGCCGGUUUGACCGGUCGCAAGAUCAUCGUCGAUUCGUACGGAGGAUGGGGUGCCCACGGUGGUGGAGCCUUCUCGGGCAAGGAUUGGUCUAAGGUCGACCGAUCGUCCGCCUACAGGUAAGCUCUCUGGCCGCACUCCUGCCCCCAUCAGCCUCGCUGACCCCGACUCUUAAAACUGCCCUCAACCAAACAGUGCUCGAUGGAUUGCCAAGUCCUUGAUCGCCGCCGGCCUCGCCGAGCGUGCCCUCGUCCAGCUCUCGUACGCCAUCGGGGUCGCCGAGCCCUUGUCCAUCUUCGUCGACUCGUAUGGAACCGUCAAGGAGGGCUACACCGACGCCGACUUGACCAAGAUCAUCCUCAAGAACUGGGAUCUCCGACCGGGAGUCAUCGUCAAGGAGCUCGGUCUCCAGGCCCCCAUCUACGCCCAGACGGCGUGCUACGGUCACUUCGGUAACCCCGCUUACCCCUGGGAAAAGCCCAAGAAGCUCGACCUUUCCAAGUAA